CGAAAGUUGAAUCACGGCUGCGGUCAGCAAAAAAGGGCACCUUUUGUUUUGUUUGCUCUCUCUCAACCACCACCCGACGCCUCUCCCUUCCUCCUCCGUCCCGACUGUUCUUCGGGAUCCGUCCGAAUCAGGUUUCCCGCACAUGAUGAUGAUGCUGCUCUCUUCGACGUGGGCGCUGCUGCUGGCGCUCUUUGCGUCCUCCGUGUCGGCGACGGCGCUCACGUACAAGUUGCAGCCGAACGAGAAGGCGUGCUUCUUCGCCGACGUGAAGCAGCCGCAGAGCAAGAUCGCCUUCUACUUCGCCGUCCAAUCUGGCGGCUCGUUCGACAUUGACUACGAGGUCGUGGGCCCGGCCGAGCGCGUCAUCAUGAAGGGGGAGAAGGAGAGACAAGGCGACUUUGUGUUCACGGCCAACGACGUUGGCGAAUACAGGUUUUGCUUCAACAAUGAGAUGAGCACGUGGGCGGAGAAGCUGGUCGACUUUGAAAUCGCUGUCGAGAACGAAUCGCGAGCACAGCUCCCCGCGAAGCAGGGCUCGACGCCCGAACAGACCUCCGUUCUCGAGGAGUCCAUCCUCAAGCUGUCGUCGCAGCUCUCCACCAUAAAUCGGAACCAGAAGUACUUCCGCACGCGGGAGAACCGCAACUUCAGCACCGUUCGCAGCACCGAGAGCCGCAUCUUCAACUUCAGCAUCCUGGAGAGCUUCAUGAUGGUCACUAUGGCUGGUCUGCAGGUCUUCAUCGUGCGAUUCUUCUUCCAGGGAGCGAGAAAGGGCUACGUGUGAGCCGCUUCUCUUUUUUUUUUUUCCCUCAUGUGCACAGCACGAUGCUUUGCAGCGGGCGUUCGAGACUUGACGACUUUUUUUUUUUCGUUCGGGACAUGAGAGAAGGAAAACCAAAACAAGAAAAGAAGGGGUCGGGUCCAUUGCGUAUAGGUGUCAUUGGGCGGUGUACAUUAUAUAUAUAUCUCGAGACUGCAUAGCUUGCGGCGCACAACGUCUGGAAUCGCAUGAGGCUCUUGCCAUUCCUAUGCAUGAUGAAUCUACCUUCCAUCCCGUAC
Verruconis gallopava is the source of this 1059-nucleotide messenger RNA. RefSeq lists its product as uncharacterized. The transcript is spliced from 3 exons. The record is from RefSeq and is a predicted model, not a curated record. NCBI's taxonomy places the organism in Eukaryota, Fungi, Ascomycota, Dothideomycetes, Venturiales, Sympoventuriaceae. Gene Ontology annotation, cellular component: endoplasmic reticulum-Golgi intermediate compartment; COPII-coated ER to Golgi transport vesicle; endoplasmic reticulum. The coding region runs from base 143 to 784 and encodes 213 amino acids. Gene Ontology annotation, biological process: endoplasmic reticulum to Golgi vesicle-mediated transport; intracellular protein transport; Golgi organization.